Messenger RNA from Cylindrotheca closterium, 1704 nucleotides. The record is from the annotation of a GenBank genome assembly. Lineage: Eukaryota; Bacillariophyta; Bacillariophyceae; Bacillariales; Bacillariaceae.
AUGUUCGCCGGAAAAGCUGUGACAAUUCAAGUGCCUUACAUCUUCAAGCACUUGGUUGAUUCGCUACCCGUCGAAGCGGUAGAUGUUGCAAUGACUACUGAUGCUGCAAGUGCUGCUGGUAUACCCAUAUUGGCUUUGUUGCUAGGAUAUGGCAUGUCGCGAGCUGCGAGCUCUGGAUUCAAUGAGUACCGAAACGCCAUUUUCGCUCGUGUUGCACAAGAAACGAUCCGUAAAGUUGGUCGCAGCGUAUUUGACCACGUCCACAGUCUAGACCUUCAGUUUCACCUGACCAAGAAUACUGGCCAAGUUAGUAGGAUCCUCGACAGGAGCAACCGUUCCAUAUCUUAUGUUCUCAAUGCUCUAGUGUUCCAUAUUGUUCCAACAGCGGUAGAGGUUGGGCUUGUCGCGUCUUUAGUUGGGUAUCAGUUCGGCACUUCACAUUCCGUGGUCAUCCUGACUACAAUCGGUGGAUACACUGCCUUUACUGUUGCCAUUACACAAUGGCGUACCAAAUUUCGACGAGACAUGAAUCGUCUUGAGAACGAGGCAUCUGGCAGGGUUGUUGACAGCCUUGUAAACUUUGAAAACGUUCAAUACUUUAAUAACGAAACACAUGAAGGAGACCGAUACGAAUCAUCUCUAAAAGGGUACCAGAAGGCGUCAUUGGAAGCUCAGAAUUCCCUCAGUCUGCUCAAUUUUGGCCAAGCAGCAAUUUUCAGUAUCGGGCUAACUUCUAUCAUGUAUCUUACGUCGCAACAAAUCAUUGCUGGAGAUGCAACAGUGGGCGAUCUAGUUCUUGUGAACGGACUACUCUUUCAGCUUUCGCAGCCACUCUUCUUUAUCGGAUCAGUGUUUCGGGAGGUUCGUCAGUCUCUUCUAGACAUGGAACAGACCUUUGGCUUGCUGGAUAGAAAACCGAGUUUGAGUGAUGACGGGAAAUCGCUGUAUGAUCCGAGCGCAAUGGGCACAGACAUAACACUCGAAAAUGUAAAGUUUUCUUACCCUGGUGGAGCAGCUCGUUCCAUACUGAAUGGGGUCAACUUGGAAAUAAAAGGGGGAAAGACAGUUGCUCUAGUCGGUAGCUCAGGAUGUGGCAAAUCAACCAUUCUUCGACUUCUCUACAGGUUUUACGACCCUACGAAUGAUGAUGGUACCAUAUCUGUAGGUUCCCAAAGGCUUUCAGACCUGAAAAUAGACAGCCUGAGGAGAAGCAUAGCCGUGGUGCCGCAGGAUACUGUACUAUUUCAUGAGUCUAUUGGCUAUAACAUUCACUAUGGUAACCUUGAUAGUCCGUGGGAAGACGUCAUCGAUGCUGCGAAGAAAGCCAAAAUACACGACACUAUCAUGUCCUUCCCAGAUGGAUACGACACGGUUGUGGGAGAGCGCGGUCUCAAGCUCUCGGGAGGUGAAAAACAGAGAGUCGCAAUUGCGCGAGCCAUCAUGAAGGACGCAGAUAUCAUUCUUUGUGACGAACCAACUUCAUCUCUCGAUUCAAUGACAGAAACAGAUAUAAUGAACAACAUUAAACAGUUGGGAAAGAACCGCACAACGAUCAUCAUUGCGCACAGACUCUCCACCAUUCAGGACUGUGAUGAAAUUAUAUGUCUUCACGAGGGCACGGUCGUUGAACGCGGAACGCACGAGGAGUUGCUGCGUCAGAACGGACGUUACAACGACCUUUUGAAAAUGCAAAAUAGUUCUUAG